AAUCGCUGGCUUAUCAUCUCAUGAUCAAAAUUUUCAACGGCUGUGAUCUAUCGAUCAGAAUGGUCUGUCCCACAGCGGAAAUAUUGAGUCGGUCUAUGCAAACAAGAAAGCGACCCCAUUCUCUCCUCCUCCAUCUCCGCUCCUUUUUGCCACUGAGGUGGAUUCAGCUCUUGAUAAAUUAUACUAGUACUAGUAUAAAAAUUUAAUCUUUAAUAUACCCAUCUUUUUUUUCUAUUGUUUUUCCAUCUAAUCAGAUCAACCCUAGUUUUUUUAAUUUUGGUGUUGAUUCAUUGUUCCCCUAUUUAUCUGAAUCUUGAUUUGCUAUUUUUCUUCAAGUUCUUUUUUUCCCCUGUUCCUAUCUAUUAAAGAUUUUUUCUUGAAUAAAGAUUCAAUUUUUAUUGAUUAUGUCAUCAAGAAACUCUCUCUUCACAAUCCCUAGACCAUGCGAGCAUCUAGUGGAUUACAAGAUGAAGCACGGAUUAAAGGGUUACAAUUCGAUCCAAGAUUUGUUGAAGUUCAGCCCUUGUGGUAGAAUAACGAUUGAUAAAUCACAGACCAGAUGCAGUUCCUUUUCUGGCGGCAGAUUGUUUAUGUGUUUGAUCUGCUCCUCAGUUACAUGCUGCCAAAAUCAUGAAUCAAAUCAUGCCCUUUUGCGUAGUAAAUCUGUUUGUGGUCAUGAGAUUGGUGUUGAUAUGGAGAGGGCUGAGCUCUACUGCUCCGUGUGCUGUGAUCAGGUCUAUGAUCUUGAAUUUGAUAGAGUUGUGAUGUGCAAGAAAAUGUUGGGGUUGGUUAGAAAUGGGGAUAAUGGGGUUGUGGAGAGUGGUCAGCUGAGGCUGAGCAAGAGGAGGAGGUUGGAUUUUGGGGCUGAUUUGGGGUCGGAGAGUGUGAAGAGAUUGGUGUUGGUGAGUAAGCAGAUGUCGAAAUCGUGCCUCCCGUUGGGGUUGAGGGGGUUGAACAAUCUUGGGAAUACUUGCUUCAUGAACUCUGUGUUGCAGGCAUUGCUUCAUGCACCCCCUUUUAGGAAUUACUUUCUCAGUGAUAGGCAUAACCAUGAGAGGUGUAGGAAGACCUCUGCUGAUAGGCUGUGUUUGCCUUGUGAUGUGGAUGUCAUCUUUGAUGCUGUUUUCUCGGGUGAUCGGACGCCUUACAGUCCUGCUAAGUUUCUCUACAGCUGGUGGCAACACUCAGAGAAUCUUGCUAGCUAUGAGCAGCAAGACGCGCAUGAGUUCUUUAUCUCAAUGCUAGAUAGGAUCCACGACAAGUUGGGGAAAUCUAGUCUUGCAAAUAAAGGAAAUGUGGACUGCCAGUGUAUUGCUCACAGGGUAUUCUCAGGGAUUCUGAGAUCGGAUGUCACGUGCACAUCGUGUGGGUUCACGUCUUCGACCUAUGAUCCGUGCAUGGACAUCUCCCUCGACUUGAACACAGGCGCCUCCGCUGCAGCUGACUUCAGCAGCCGGCCCAAGCUGAAUGAGACCUUAGCAGGCUGCUUCGACCUCUUCACGAAGCCAGAGAGGUUGGGACCGGACCAGAAACUCUACUGCGAGAACUGCCAUGAGAAGCAGGACGCGCUGAAGCAGAUGUCUCUGAAGAAGCUCCCGCUCGUCCUGUGCCUCCACAUCAAGCGAUUUGAGCACUCUCCAAUCAGGAAAAUGUCGAGGAAGAUUGAUCGGCAUCUUCAGUUCCCAUUCUCCUUGGACAUGAGGCCUUAUCUGUCCUCUUCUAUAGUGAAGAAGAGAUUCGGGAAUAGGAUGUUUUCUUUAGAGGGAGAGGAAGCAGAUGUUUCUUCGACUGAGUUUGAGGUUUUUGCAGUGGUGACUCACACCGGGAUGUUGGAAUCUGGGCAUUAUGCGACGUAUCUGAGGCUGAGAAACCAGUGGUAUAAAUGUGAUGAUGCUUGGAUCACAGAAGUUGAUGAAGAAGUGGUUAGAACUUCACAGUGCUACUUGAUGUUUUAUGUGCAGAAGGUGUUUUACCACAGAGGGAGUGAAGAUCUCGGGUGCCAGCACAUGUCACCACUGGCAGACGCGUUCGUCCCUAUAGCUGGCUGUUGCUAGCCGGAGACGGCUGAGUGUGUUUCUUGUUGGGUUUUUUUCAGCCUCGGCAUCACUGUAAACGACCCUUGCAAUGCAACUAUGUACAGAUAUUAACUGUUUAACAUUUGACAGGGGAAGGGUUUUGGAUUUA
Molecule: messenger RNA, 2184 nt
Organism: Salvia hispanica
Lineage: Eukaryota; Viridiplantae; Streptophyta; Magnoliopsida; Lamiales; Lamiaceae
Gene: UBP22
Product: ubiquitin-specific protease 22
Biological process (GO): protein deubiquitination
Molecular function (GO): zinc ion binding; cysteine-type deubiquitinase activity
Source: RefSeq, a predicted model, not a curated record